GCUGGUAGCCUCUGUUGCAUACGCUUUUUCUCGCUCCUUGAAUAUUUUGAUUUUACCCAUUGUUUUAAGUCUAAUUUCACUUAUAAUUAUAAAAAUUUGAAAAUAUCAAUUUAAUGUUUUAGUACGCAAGCUUUCUAUACAUAAAUAUUGCUUCAAACAAUGUCUUCGUCAAAAAUUUUGUGUAAAGCAUGUACCGAACCAAUUCUGGAAGACUCAGAUGGAUUAACAUGCAAAGGUGAAUGCAAUUCUGUUUUUCAUUUUCAUUGUGGUGGUUUCGCUGAAAGAGCUUUUAGAAGACUUACUGUUGAUAAAAAACAAAAGUGGACCUGCGCACAAUGUUCAAAAUCACAGGAAAAUCCAACGAAAAUAAAAAGUGCAACUAGCCCAGACAUUCUCGAGGAUAUCUUACAGCAAAAUAAAGACCUAAAAGAGUUAAUAACUAACAAAUUCAAUGACUUAACCCGUUCAAUUGAAUUCAACAGUGAAGUAAUUCAAGAGUUGAAAAAUUCUAUCACAGAGCUACAGAACGUAAACAAAACUUUACAAGCAAAAAAUGAUCAGCUAACUAGAGAAAGCGCAGAAAUAAAGAAGGAACUGAAUGAACUAAAAGAAGCAGUUAUUGAACUCAAGCAAUAUUCCCGAAGAUCCAACUUUGAAAUAAGUAACUUACCCGAAUGUGAAAAUGAAGACAUACAACAAGUAAUAUCCCAGAUUGAUAAUGUUGCGAAUACUAAUAUAUCCGAAAAUCUGAUCACCGCUCACAGAGUCCCCAGCUUUAAUAAAGAUAAACCUAAACCCAUCAUCGUUCAAGUUAAAUCCAAAUCUGUACGUGAUGAGCUCUUAAAGAAACUGAGAAAUCGUAAACUUUCAACCUGCGAAGUCAACUCCAGAUUCACUGAAAUGCCUGUUUACUUCAAUGAACAUUUGACUCCCGAACUGAAGCAUCUAUUUUAUCUUUCACGUAAGGCUAAAUCUGAAAAGGGAUUCAAGUUUUGUUGGGUUCGUGAUGGUAAAAUAUUCCUGAGAAAAGAUGAAUCGUCCAAAAUAAUACGUGUGAAAUCAUCUCAAGACCUUAAUACUCCAUCCAACUGAAGAAACAUUUUUAUCUGUGCCGGACUGCC
Molecule: messenger RNA, 1121 nt
Organism: Parasteatoda tepidariorum (common house spider)
Lineage: Eukaryota; Metazoa; Arthropoda; Arachnida; Araneae; Theridiidae
Source: RefSeq, a predicted model, not a curated record